UCAUUCAUUUUGAACACCAAGCAAACAACAUUUUCACUACUAAUUAGCCACAUUCAAUUAUUUGAAAGUGCUAAUUCAAAAAAAUGGCUAAGUUUGCUAUAUUCUCCAUUGCUCUUCUUCUCACAUUGAACAUUCUCUUCUUCACUGUGGUUAGUUCCACUUAUGUCUCAUGCCCACCACCCUCAAAUCCCAUACCUACACCCUCUACCCCCUCCACCCCAUCAUCAAAGGGAAAGUGUCCAAAGGACACACUAAAGCUAAAAGCGUGUGCCAGUUUGUUGAAUGACUUGGUGCACCUUGUUGUUGGAAGUAGCCCAGCCAAGACUAAAUGUUGCUCUCUCAUUAAAGGACUUGCUGACCUUGAUGCUGCUGUUUGCCUUUGCACUGCUAUUAAAGGCAAUGUGUUGGGAAUUAAUCUGAAUGUUCCAGUUUCCCUCAGCUUGUUGCUCAACAACUGUGGAAAGUAUGUCCCCAAGAACUUCCAAUGCGCAUAAGCUAUAGCCAGAUUUCUUCACUUUAACAUAUAUCUUGUUUCAGUGUGUUCGGUGUUUUGUAUGCUUAUAUAUAGUUGCUUAUUUUCGAAGGAGUUACUAUAUGUAGUCUAUUCUUAUUGAUUAGAAGGAAGGCUAGUUGCCUUUCUUCUUGUUGUAUGAUCCCAUUUUCAUCGUGAGUUAUUCUAUUGUGGAGUUUUAUGUAA
Molecule: messenger RNA, 697 nt
Organism: Lycium barbarum (goji berry)
Lineage: Eukaryota; Viridiplantae; Streptophyta; Magnoliopsida; Solanales; Solanaceae
Product: 14 kDa proline-rich protein DC2.15-like
Exons: 1
Coding region: 84-494 (136 amino acids)
Source: RefSeq, a predicted model, not a curated record